This is a messenger RNA of Ochotona curzoniae (black-lipped pika), 210 nucleotides long. It is a transcript of the gene SCT, whose product is annotated as secretin. The transcript has a single exon. Gene Ontology annotation, biological process: positive regulation of pancreatic juice secretion; brain development; positive regulation of somatostatin secretion. The record is from RefSeq and is a predicted model, not a curated record. Lineage: Eukaryota; Metazoa; Chordata; Mammalia; Lagomorpha; Ochotonidae. Gene Ontology annotation, cellular component: extracellular region. Gene Ontology annotation, molecular function: hormone activity. Bases 1 to 210 code for a protein of 69 amino acids.
AUGGCCCCACGCCCCUUCCCGUUGCUGCUGCUGCUGCUGUUACUGGCGGGCUGCACCGCGCGCCCCGCGCCCGCAGCCGGCUCCAGGGGCGUCCCCGCGCCCAGGGCCCCGCGACAUUCCGACGGGACCCUGACGAGCGAGCUGAGCCGCCUGCGGGACCGCGCGCGGCUGCAGCGGCUGCUGCAGGGCCUGCUGGGCAAGCGCAGGUGA